UCGUGUGUGCUAUAUACACACGACCCUUUACCUUUUAAACCUAGAACUCACAGACGUCUCCAUAAGUGGACAGUUGCCUCUGGAGUUGACAGGUGAUAAGAUUGGGCAUCAGAAAGUGGUUCAAUAUGGAACAUAUAAUCACAGGAUUGCUUUUUGCUGGAUUACUCUUUGGUUGUUCGAGCGGCUGUAGCUUACCAAACUACCUGAUAGGUGACUGGGAGAGCAGUGAUGUUGGAACGCUUACUUUCAACGACACAGCAUUUGGUCCGUAUACCGUUGGCUCGUUUGGUGACUAUUACUUCGAGUGCUACUCCCAAUUGGAACAAAAUACGUUGUCAGGUCCACGCAAACCCAAGUAUAUUCUGACGGCCGAUCAGUAUUUUUAUCUGUGCCUAGAUCUACGUUACCAGUCCAACAACAAAUACAUUUACUAUCUACACACAAGUCAAGAGAAUGCUGCUUCUAACCAGAGAGUCAAGAUUGUGCAGGCCUCUACCACUCCCUCCGGUAUAUGUGACGACAUCCGGCCUGAGCAUACUUAUUUCAUGCUGCUGAAAGUCGGUACUGAAUCAUCAGAGAAAGUGGUCUGUCCAAGCUGGUUUUUGACAUCGUUCAACUACACCGCAACGGGCUCAACCUGUCCAAGCACAUCUGGCACGACAUGUAACGACAAUGCCAUCGUAUCCUACAACACUACACUCUGCAACUUACCGUUACUCUUGUCACAGGAGGGAUCCCUCGGCUGCAUGUACCACAAAUCCAUUGGGAGCACAAACUAUUUGACUCUCUACAAUUAUGAUACCGUGCCAAUAUAUAAAUUCGUGUGUAUGGUAUCAAACACUACGGGCUCCAUCAUUCAGGCCACUCGAGAACCCAACGUCUGUGGCGAUUCACAAACCCCAGUCGGUAGCAUACAGCUGGAAUUAGAGAUCCUGAAUACGUGUCCAAUUGUCACAACCACCUUGGCACCCGUGAAAAACUCUGCCCACCGCGUACCCUCUGCUAUCAGCUUGUUAGCCUGCCUGGCGUGCCUGGCUAUGACUCGGCGGUACUGAUGGGAAGAGAUCAGGAACUGUGGGCUAGUACAGACUCUGCUCCAGACGUCUUCCAUUGCCACAUCUGACUGCCGAGAAUCUGUGAUAGAAGUACAGGUUGUAACUACCUUGUGCUAUGGAUGACAUUCACCGCAGAUAAGAUGAAGGAGAACAAAUCAAAUACAAGUCCAGAAAAUGUUCAGUAAAUGCACUUUAUAGAAUUAAAUAUUGGUGAACAAUACGAUACUGUUUGUCAAAUGAGUACAUGUAUAUUUUAAGAAUGGCUGUAUAUAAUCACAUGUGUAUUUGUAUUUGUACAUAUGUUAACAUUGUUUGCUAAACUUUUGAUCAUAUCUAUUUUAUACCGUUUUUUUUUACAAUUAUGUUAAAUUAUUACCACAACAUUACGAGAAGCGAAAUUUCUUGUAAUAUAUAUCGACCACGGUGGAUUAACAUUUUAUAUUAUCUGUUGUUAUUGGUUACAUUUUCAAAUGUACAUAUCGUCAUUGGGUUUGUUCAGUGACAUUUUCCGUCACCUUCCAUCAGGGAUAUGUACGACAGACUGUCUAUAGCGAGGCCGUGCUGUUACAGUCAUACACUGAUCAUAAAGCGCAUUUGUAUAUAUAGGACAUCAUCUACACCAUGCUUGCCGUGAAAUACUGUGUGCAGUUUUAAAUACAUAUUUUCAGUGAUAUUCAUGCUGUUUAUGUCUUCAUUAGUAUACGUGAAAUUGUGGCUCAGAAUAAACAUUUUAUGUUUGUGCA
Messenger RNA from Liolophura sinensis, 1798 nucleotides. RefSeq lists its product as uncharacterized. NCBI's taxonomy places the organism in Eukaryota, Metazoa, Mollusca, Polyplacophora, Chitonida, Chitonidae. The record is from RefSeq and is a predicted model, not a curated record. The transcript is spliced from 10 exons. The coding region runs from base 126 to 1055 and encodes 309 amino acids.